This is a messenger RNA of Diabrotica virgifera virgifera (western corn rootworm), 18516 nucleotides long. Its product is annotated as homeotic protein spalt-major-like. Gene Ontology annotation, biological process: regulation of transcription by RNA polymerase II. Gene Ontology annotation, cellular component: nucleus. Gene Ontology annotation, molecular function: RNA polymerase II cis-regulatory region sequence-specific DNA binding; DNA-binding transcription factor activity, RNA polymerase II-specific. The transcript has 11 exons. The record is from RefSeq and is a predicted model, not a curated record. Lineage: Eukaryota; Metazoa; Arthropoda; Insecta; Coleoptera; Chrysomelidae. The coding region runs from base 351 to 4823 and encodes 1490 amino acids.
UGUACGACUCGGCACACUCACUGUCGACAUUCAAUUGUCACAACAUCGCCCCCGGCCACCUGGACAACACGAAAUUUGAAAAGUGCCAGCGGUGGCGGUCCCUUAUCAUUCAGUGUUAUCAUUCGCGAAAAUUUCUGUACGCGAGCGCCAGCCGAUCGGGCUCGAAGCAUCACGAGGGUGCGGCGGACGCACCGCCCUUAUCUGAACCCCCCUCCACGUUGAUCGGCGCCGUUAGACAGCCUCGCGACGUCGACCUGCUCGUAUGGUACUUGCACCAAUCAUAAACUGAUAACAUGAGUGCGGAAAGUUAAGUGAUUUUUUUUGUGGACAGUGACUUGUGUUGUGAUAACAUGUCUAGAAGAAAACAGGCCAGGCCGAUUCGACUUCUGGAGGAUGAAGAUCCUACGGCGGCUGUUUGUCCUUCUGCGACCAAUAAUAAUGGUGCAUUGCCUUCAAGAUUGCCUAGUAAUAGUGAUGGUGAUCCUGCAGAUACUACAGAAGCAACAAUAUCAGUUUCAGAUACACCAUGUAUCGACGUUCCUACCAUACCGGAAGAACUUCCAGAAGUCCUCAUGUGCCAGCGCUGCCAAGAACAAUUCACAGAAGUUCAAGAAUACGUCACGCACAAGGAAGAAUGUGACAAAAAGGCUAUUAAACACGAUGAUCCAGCACAUUCCGACCCGGAGGAUAUGGUAGUAUCAGAAGACGAUGAUGAUGAUGAAGAGACAGGCGGUAAAAGGUUAGAACGGAUGCGACGGAACCGACAAGAUGCUGCGAAUAAUAACAGCGUGGAGGAGAAUUCGCCAGAUGAAGAUAGUCAAAGAUUGGAAUUUCCGUUUCCUAUACCAGCGGCAGCUCCUGGACAUGUUACGCUGGAAGCAUUACAAAAUACCAAAGUUGCUGUAGCUCAGUUCGCAGCUACCGCUAUGGCCAAUAACGCUGAUAAUGAAGCAGCUUUACAGGAACUGGCAGUAUUACAGUCAACAUUAUUCACUUUACAACACCAGCAAGUACUUCAGUUGCAACUAAUAAACCAAUUACAACAACAAUUGCAAAUAGAUAGACGUAAAGAAGAAGAAGAAGCAGAAGCUACUGCAGCUUCACCAGCACCUUCCGAUACUGAAGUAGAGAAUACUCCAGUAGAAUCUCCGCCUCCUGCUCCUCAAGCGCUACCUGUAUCACGAGAACCUACACCGGCUUCUCUGCCUCCUCCUAUGCCAUCGAAUAUUCAGCCGUCACCAGCUGUAGAGCCACCAUUGCCUGAAGUUAAAACUCCAAUAUCAAUGCCUAUGCAAAUUCAACCUCCAAUGUGUUCUAUAUCUUCGUCUUUAGCAUCGACUAUUAUAACACAUAACGACGAACAAUUAUUAGAAGAACCAAAUACAUUAGAGAUGUUACAAAAGAGAGCACAAGAGGUAUUAGAUAGUGCCAGCCAAGGAUUGUUAGCCACCAACUUAGCAGACGAGUUAGCUUUUAGAAGGAGUAAAGGAUCCAUGUCUCCUUAUGACUCAAAAGGAAGGAAUGAACCGUUUUUCAAACAUCGGUGCAGAUACUGCGGGAAAGUGUUUGGUUCCGAUUCAGCAUUACAGAUACAUAUCCGUUCUCAUACAGGUGAACGACCUUACAAAUGCAACGUUUGCGGAAGUCGCUUUACAACAAAAGGAAAUUUAAAAGUACAUUUUCAACGGCACAGUCAGAAGUUUCCUCAUAUCAAAAUGAAUCCUAAUCCAGUACCCGAGCAUUUAGACAAAUAUCAUCCUCCAUUAUUGGCACAACUUGGACAACAAUCAUCGUUGUCUCCCGGAGGGCCACCGCAUCCACCACAUUUAGGAUUUCCAGGAGGUCCACAUUUUCCACCUACCUCUUUACCUCUGUUUAGGCCGCAAGGUCCUCCUCCGCCAGAAAUUCUCGGAAAUCGAUUGCCGCCUUCACCACAUAGACUGUUAGAUCCUCCUCCUCGAUUAUUUCCUCCACACCCGCUUUUUCUUAAACGUGAAGAACAAGAAACGCCGGCAGAUUUAAGCAAACCUCCGAGAUCACCUUCCCCAACUGAAGAUAAAGUUCAAAUGCCUGAACCUGAAGAAAACAAGGAUCGUGAGCCAAUGGAGGAGAGUAAGCCGCUGGUAAGCACCCCUCAAAUCACACCAAAACAAGAAAAUAAUUUUAUUGAAAAUGAACAUGAAAAUGAGCAUGAACGAUACUCGUCUUCUAUAGCUUAUGAUGAAUGUAGUAAUAGUAGUAAAUAUUCUAAUGAAGAUUUAUUAGAACAGAGAAGUCCUGGAGGGGAACCUUCUGAGAAUGUCCAAGACGAACCUGAAAACUUAUCUAGUAGGCAUAAUUCAAUAAUAGGUCCUUUAAGCAUAUCAACCGGACAAAGACUACCUGCAAACUUUUCAUUUGGACAUACUAGCUCUCCGCCUAGCAGUACGUCUUCUGGUAGUUUAGGUCACUUUCCCUCGCAUAUUUUGCCAGAUAUCACUAAAGAUCCAUCUCUUUAUACCAACCUAUUACCUAGACCGGGUAGCAAUGAUAAUUCUUGGGAGAGUUUAAUUGAAGUGACGAAAACUUCAGAAACUAGUAAACUUCAACAAUUAGUAGAUAAUAUAGAACACAAAUUGUCGGAUCCUAAUCAGUGUGUAAUAUGUCAUAGGGUUUUGUCCUGUAAAAGUGCGCUGCAAAUGCACUACAGGACUCAUACUGGUGAGAGACCUUUUAGGUGUAAAAUAUGUGGCCGCGCUUUUACAACCAAAGGAAAUUUGAAAACUCAUAUGGGAGUCCAUCGAGCCAAACCUCCAAUGCGCGUACUACAUCAGUGCCCCGUGUGCCACAAGAAGUUCACCAACGCAUUAGUUCUACAACAACAUAUCCGCCUGCAUACCGGAGAACCAACUGAUCUCACUCCGGAGCAGAUCCAAGCAGCAGAAAUCAAAGACUUUCCUUCCCCCGGUGGGUUUCCCAGCCUACCGAAUUCCAUUCAUCCAUUCCUUAGCCAAGGGUUUGCAGCCCCAGGUCUUUCGCCCAUAAGCGGCUUACCUAUGAAUAUGAGAUGUGAUCGAGACAUCAAGUCGGAGCACGGUAGCAUGGACGACGAUGACGAUGAUGAUGACGACGAUGCGAUGAGUUCUUUAGAUAACCAACACAUGCCACCAUUUUCUUCUUCGCCGUCAGAUAUACAAAACACUGGCAUGCCUGUGAAUACCAUAGCUUCCCAGUUUUCUGGAAGUGGACUGAGUUGUUCUGCGGAGGACUUAUGUUCAAAUCGUACCACGACACCACCACCCAUUCAAAAUGGCGAUAAGUCUCCUAGUCAAUCAGGGGUUACUAGUCCUGGGAGUGCUGAAUUGAGGUCCUCUCCAAAUCAUACUCCCGUCCAGAUUCCACGUCCUCCAUCAUCACAACAAGCCUGCAGUCCUGCACCAUCCGAUAAUUCGGUAGGAGCUUUAGACCUCACACCAAGAAGCCAACCUGCCAAUACAAGUCCUGGACCCUCCACGCCGAGUGGAACUCCAUCACUUUUUCCUUCGUUUGGACUUUUACCUUCAGGCGGUCAGUCACCUCUCAUGACGUCAGCACUAUCAUCGUUGACGUCAUCGGUUUUGACAUCGACGUCGUUCAGUCCCUUACGGCUAGCGGUCGGGCCGAUUGGUACUUUGGGGCGCGGAAACACCACCUGUAACCUUUGCUUCAAGACCUUCGCCUGCAACUCUGCCCUCGAAAUCCACUUCAGAAGCCAUACCAAAGAAAGGCCCUUUAAGUGCACCGUGUGUGAAAGAGGAUUUUCCACAAAGGAUGGGUGUCAUUGUACGCAGAGGCGUAUCCAGGAUGAAGUAGAAAACUGGAGAGCGCAAAAUCAAAAAUCGUCUCUGUUCAACUCCAUUUCUUCAGUAUUUUGUUUACCGAUGACGCCUGGAUACGCCUCGUCCAGGACAAAAAAGGCGGGCAACAUGAAGCAGCACAUGCUCACACACAAGAUCAGAGACAUGCCUCAGCACAUGUUCGACAAGCCUCCCAGUAUGAGCGGUGAUGACAGUACUCCGUUACCUCCCAGCUUGCCUAAAAUUGAGAAUUCUGCGAGUGAUAACGAGCAAUCUCAGCCACUGGCGCCAGUACCUCCACCCCAAGUUCUGCAACCACCCCAGCUGCCGCCGCCACCCGAAAAGCACGAACUGGAGUCGCAGCAAAUCAAAAGAGAACCUACUGAGACUGAACUUCCCCUACCGAAACGCCCUCCAAGCUUACAAUCGAGUAAGCACUUGUGCCACGUAUGCAAUAAGAACUUCUCGUCGAGUUCGGCCCUGCAGAUUCACAUGAGGACCCACACCGGAGACAAACCCUUUAGAUGUACAGUAUGCCAGAAGGCCUUCACCACCAAGGGCAAUCUCAAGGUUCACAUGGGCACACAUAUGUGGAGCAACGGGGCAUCUCGAAGAGGUCGGCGCAUGUCCCUCGACCUACCCCCCAUCCCCAUGACCCCCAAGGAUUCCGAAUUUCUACAGCGGAGGCCAGAUCUCUUUUACCCGUACCUCCCGGCUCCAUUCCUUAACGGAAUGCAACAGAAGCUGAACGAAAUAUCCCUAGUCCAGAACAAUCACAAUGGACUGACAGGAGCCGGCAAAUAUAGCGGUCUCCUCGGCUUCGGCUAUCCGCCGCCAGAAGCGAUCCGAUCUCAAGCAAACUCUCCCGAGCGGUCUGAGAGACCGCCGAGCCAUGAACCAGACACGAGAGGUCUGUGGGACCUCCAUUUCGAGAGGAAAAGUGCUGCCGACGCGCCCAGGGAAGAUCUACUGCCGCCGACAGCUAACAGGGAGGGAUUGGCUGCCUGAAAUCAGCGCCCCUGUGGCGCUAUUCCUACUUUGCUAGUCUAGAGUAAGGUGUUUCAGAUGGUGAAUCAAAAUUUUGUAAUGAGAGAUCAGAAAGGAAAGAACUGCAAUGGUUUCAUGCGUUAUAAUAUUUACUAUAUUUUCCUGAUAAUAUAAUAUAGGAAUGACAAAUAGUGAAAAUUUAAUAGUAAUAAAAAUACAAGGUAAACAUAUCAAAUUAAGUAAAAUAUUCUAUAAGUAUAAUUUUAAAGCUUGAGGUUGAUCAGAAUGUCCUAGGCUGUCCUAACAGUCUGUCCACAUGAAACAGAAACAUACCUAUGAUCAGAAUUCGAACACUUUAGCAGACAACAGAUUAGGAUAAAAUAUAGGAUGUUUAGAUAACUUUAACAUCGAAGUAAAAAGCUUAUUCGUUUUCGGACUUAUCAGUCCAUCUUCAGUGAAAUUAGGAAUACUUGCUCUAACAAUUGCAAAACCAAACAGUGGUUGGGUAUAAAUUGUUGUUUUUAUACUUAAAAGUAUUAAAUUAGCCGAGUAUAAGUCGAUAAAAAUAGAUAACUAUCCGGGAACUGCAUUCGUCCCUACUCGAAAGAGCAAAUUACAUCUGUAUUGGACCACUAUUGCCUGCCAACUGAUAAAAUAUUGCAUAGGUAUACUUUAGAUAACUAUUUCAUAAAAUAUUAAGGAAAUAUAAUAUUACUCCUAAACAAAGCUAUAAGGUAAAAUAAUGAAAGUUGAGACCCAAUUUAUUGUUAACGAAAGAAUAAAAUAAUUAGUUUAUUUAAACAUGUUUUUAAUGUGUAAUAGCCAUCAAACUGCGUCAUAAUACCACGAAUAUAAUGUCCUCAACCGAUAAAAUUAAUUUUACAUCACUUUAUAUGAAAUGCCGCUCACGUAAAUCUAUAAAAUGAUUGGUAGGUACGUCAGUAUUUUAAUGACCAACUUUUUACUAUAUAUUUUCGUUAUUUUAGAAUAUCAAAUUGGUUUCCUGUACUUAAUAAAUUGAAUUUUUUUGAAACGAAAACAGAAAAAAAAUCGUGAAUAUGGGCAGUCUACUUUCGAUCCCUGUUUGCUAAAGGUGACGAUAAAGAACCAGCAACACCCGAAAUGACGACAAACAAAGAAAUAAACAUUGAGGAGAGACAGAUAAAUGAAGCAUUAAGAAAAUUAAAAAAAACAUAGAAAUCACCAGGACAGAACAGAAUAUCGAAUGAACUCAAAGUAAGGAGGAAAAGAUCUGAUCAAACGACUGUUAAAACUAAUCCGGACUAAACCGGAGAAUUACACAACACAACACUAAAAUUAACAACCAAAGUGAUCAAAAACAAACUGAAUACAAUUAUAAGCCCAGCAUAAGAACAAACAACAAGUUUUGUAGGUCGGGAAGAUGCAAGUGCAAGAAAAAUCAUUAGAAUACAACACAAACAGGCAUAUUUAUGUUUCAUGGACCUUAAGAAGACGUUUGACAGAGUUACAGUAAAGGAGACGUUGUCCGUUUAUUGUACGCACGAGAGAUAGCUUUAGAAAUAAUCAAAACGAUCCAAAAUGUCUAUCAAUAAUAAUAUUAUUCUACUAUAUUAAAAAUUAUCUAAUAAAUUAUUUCAAACAGCAACUUUUUAUUAUGAUUAAUGUAACAUAAUCUGUUUUAAAUCGUAUUUAAUUUGGAAAGUCCUUCAAAAAAUGUUUAUAAUUCCCAUAUUUUUUGGAUUGUUAUAUAAAGCAAUAUUAUGUAUUUUUAUAUUAAUACUCUGACUUGGUUUACUUAUCCAUUAUCAGCUUGUGAAAGUGUUUUAGAUCCUCUGAACUUCUUUGUCAAUAAUUGAGAACAUACACAUUUUUAUAAUGAAUCUUUUGCAAUUUUUUCGACUAGUUUGGACAUUAAAGAUGAAUAAUUUAUUUACUGACCUAGCAAAAAUUUCAGAAUUUUGCUAGGUCAGGAAUUCCAGAAUUUUGCAACCAAACAUUGGUUGAUACUGUUUUACUUAAAUUUUGCUGAUUUAAUAUAAUCGGGUUAUUGUUUUCAGUUUUUAAUAAUAUAAGAGUCAGACUGUCGGACUUUCUUCAUGAAUUUUUGUUUCUCUUGUCCUCAUGGUUCACUUUCCAUUGAGAAUAAUAUGACACUUUUGCGUAAAUAUCUUAGACCAUAAUAACACCUGUUGUUACAUAUGGGACAGAAACAACGACGAUUAACAGGAAAGAGGAAGAUAGCUUUCUGAAAUUUGAAAGAAAAAUAAUGAGAAUGAUACUGGGCCACAAUGUAACAAGAGAGGGACAAAGCAUAUUGAAAACAAAUGCCGAAAUUGAAGAAGAAUUAAAGGAGGAUAGAUAAAAUCUCUUCGCCUAGAAUAUAUAGGACAUAUACAGAGACGCCCACACUCACAUAUAAAGGAUAACUAAUUCACACCACUGUGGCCCAGGUGUAGAGGAAGGUUUAGAGUUUAGAAGAAGAUGACCGGAUCAUGCAGCAAAAAGACACAGCAAGCUAUAAAUGACAUAGGUGAGUAAUCCAUCCACCUCGCCCAAGAAUAGGAUUUUGAACGCCAUUUCGUUAGCUGCAAUCCCUAGGGAUUGUAAUGCUUGGUGAAUGAAUGAAUGAAAUAAUCAAAUUAUUAAUGCACUUCAAUAGAAAGACCAGUUACCACAAAAUUUUUGGUUCCAACAAGAUGAAGAGCUUCCCCACUAUUAUCGACGAGUUAGAAAUGUUUUUGAUUGCGAAUUUUUCAAAUUUAUGGAUUGGACGUAGAGGACGACAUAGAGUGGCCUGCUCUUUCACCGGAUCUUAAUCCGUUAGAUUUUUUAUUUGGGGUUAUCUAAAAUCAUGUGAUUGAUUACAUUAGACGAUCAACAUGUUUGUAAGAUUUGAAACGAAGAAGUAUUGAUAAAUGUGAACUAAUAUUUAUGUGGACUUGGAAAGGGUGACUCACGAAUUUAAUAAUAAUUUUGCACAUUGUCAGGAAUGGCAAGCAUUUUGAACAUUUGAUGCUUUUUUGAAUUAUUAGUCCCAUUUUUUCCUUUAACUAUGAAGUGCUUUAUUUUUCCUUUUAACCAAUUUUUUCUAGCAAACUUGGUUUUAUGUGAAUUAGGGAUAACAAGUUCUUCUCGCAAUAUUUGGCGCAAAUCAUCUAGUUGUAUAUGACAAAAAUCAAAAAUUAUAUUUUUUUGAGAAAACAUUCAUUAUAAUCCUAUCUAUCAUAAAGUAUAGGAGAGAAAUUUAUUAUCUAAUAUAAAACUGACUUUUAAAUUGUCCUUUCAAAGCCAACAAACACAUUUACAUAUUAUAUUCAUAAAACUAAUUUUUUGUGCGUGUUCUCUAUUAUGUAUAUCAAUUUAUGUGAAAAUUAUUAAAGUGUUUUAAAUGCGUAUAUUAAGUAUCUUCAUUUUGGGUGCGUAAUCCUAAAAACGGUUAUAAAUAAUCGUUUCUGAAAUACUGUUCUUUUGCAAUAAUAAUUUUUAAUAAGUGGGUUACCAGCCAUUAUUAAUAGAAUAUUAUGGGAUUCGAAAUUUAUGAAAUUAUUAUUAUACUGAUAUUAGUGGAAAAUUACGGAAACUUGAUACGAUUUUUUGCAAUAAUCAUUUUUUAUAAGUGGCUUGCCACCUAUGAAUAGAAUAUUAUAAAAUUCGAAAUUUACGAAAUUAAUAAUGAUGUUAGUGGAAAAUUACGGACAAUUGAUGGUUAUUUCGACUGUUAUAGUUCAGUCAAUAAAGGCUUUUUACCUUGCUACAAAUAGGCGACAUUAGUUCUUAGAUGAUGUCUAUGACAAUGUUUUUUAUUAACCUUCGGCAGGGCGCGCCUUUAAAAAAUAUAUCGGAGGGCAUGUAGCAGCAAUUUGUUGCCAUGUAGUUAUAAAUAUGUUAUAUUCUCAUUUUUUUUUCUUAAGGGCGUCACACCAAAACUAAAAGAAAAACAUAAAUAAAACAAAAACCAUUAAGAACUCGUUUUUUUGCAGAACACUUUAUUUGAGCUUCCAAUUGUUGGAAUAUGAUUAUAUUCAGUUUGUGUAUUUGUCAUAAUAAAGAAAUAUAUAAAAAUAUUAACACAUGAAACCUUCCAGCUCAUUUCUUUAAAAUCUCUCAUAUGAAUAUACAUAUUCGUCACUGUUGUAAACAGAAAAACCUUAUUUUUUCAGUAUUGUAAGCCUAUGCUAACAAAUAUUUUGAGUUUUCAAAGAAAGUAUUUUAAUUCACAAUUUUUUGGUUAUAGAAAUUAAAAAACGUAUUAUUUUUUAUUGUAAUCAACCAGGUUGGCUGUCAAAAAUGUUGAGAUUUUGUUUCAACUGUCUAAAAAUGUAUUACUAUUACUCCACAACUUUGCAGCACAUGGUAGGCCCGGGCCUGAUUAUUUACCGUAAUAAAAAGUUUCGUUUGUAAUUUAAACAAUCUAAAUGUGGCCCUUUUAUAAGGACUUUAUGUCUCGAUGGUCUUUGCUAUUUCUUUUUUAUGGAGAUCCUACAAUUCCUUUUUUCCCUUAUAUUCAUCCUAGUCAUUAGCCCUUAAAAUUACUCCAGGUUUUCCUUAUUUUGUAGUAGGUUCUCAUUCAUAUGUACAUGUUAAUAUAGUUGCCUAGAUAGGUGUACUAAAUGAGAUCAAAAUUAACCCUUGUAAAAUCUGGUAAAAGUUCUCAAAACUCUGUGGCUCUCAAAAAAGCCAGUUCAGGACCAGCCUUUUUAGCCUAACAAUCAAAUAACAAAUUUAAUAAAAUAAAAUGGAUACCUGAAAGACUUUUUUCUACUUAGUAACUAUUUUUUAUGCAUUUUCAUUGAUAAUGAGAUCGAUUUUUUUUAUAUUAUUAAAAUUUUAAAUAUUAUAGGAUUAGAUACGCUGUUGUAUUGAAAACUCAAAAUAUUUCGACAGUCUAGGUAUUUUUUGAAACAUCUUGUAUGAACGGAUUGGGGCAAUGAUGCAUACUGUGAUACAACAGCUGAAAAGCUGCAAAAGGGGGCUGAAAAGCCACCGUGUAAUUAGAAAUAUUUAAUGAAAAAGAAAAAAUAGUUUAUAGUGUCUUGUAUAAUAUUAGCUGAGUGUACUAUACCGGACUACUGAGAUAAGUGGUUUAAAAUUAACGGUUUUUAUGAUAUCAGUAAUUUAGUUUACAGGUGAGUUAAGUAAAACAUUUACUAUUAAAAAAAGGUUGCUGUACUAUUGUCGAUCGCAUUCAAAUGGUUGUUGUUGUUGCAACAACAAUGCUUUCAAUUUGCUUUCAAUUGUUUGGAACCUAACCUUCUUCUUCUUCAGGUGCCAUCUCAGCUACGAAGGUUGGCAAUCAUCAUAGCCAUUUUAAUUUUUGAGGCAGUAGCUCUAAAUAGUUGUUUUGAACUGCAUCCAAGCCAUUCUCUCAAAUUCCUCAACCAUGAAAUUCGUCUUCUUCCGAUGCUUCUUCUACCAUCUAUAUUUCCUUGCAUUAUGAGUCGUAGGAUGCCAUACUCCUCGCCCCGCAUCACAUGUCCGAGAUACUGUAGCUUGCUUUCUUUAGUUGUAAGUUCAACUUCUUUUUCUUUACCUAUUCUUCUCAGUACUUCAUUGUUCGAAACUCUAUCUACCCAGGAAACCCUCAUAAUUCUUCAAUAGGUCCACAUUCCAAAGGCGUUGAGUCGUGUCAUUGUCUCUAUGUUGUUCUGAAGCUAUUUCCUUGUGGCAUUUUUAUAAUUAAGUAUUUUCUAUGGGAAAAAAGCCACAAUUUUACUAAAAAAUGAAUUUAUUUAACGUUUAGAAGCCCAUAUCGGGUUUCGUUGUCAAAAUACAAAAUACUAUGAAUAAAUAAUAUAAAUAGUAUUUUGUAUUUUGACAACGAAACCCGAUUUGGGCUUCGAAACGUUAAAUAAAUUCAUUUUUUAGUAAAAUUGUGGCUUAUUUCCCAUAGAAAAUACUUAAUCAUUGUCUCUAGAUUUAACGUCCAUGAUUCCACUCCAUAGUUAUCUUAGUCUCUGGACAUUAAUAAACUUCACAAUAUCUGGAUCUAUGUAUAGCUGGUAUAGUUCAAAGUUAAAAAUAAAAUAAAAACUCCAUUUUUAUUCAGUUGCAAUGCGAAGGCAAAACAAUCUUAUUUUUCAAUUAGAAUACGGAGCGCAGUCCAGCCCUCUGAAUCGACGAUUUUCGACUCUUGUUGGAGUCUCAUCGGAGAGAAUGUAGGCCUGCUACUCCAUACUCCAAUUGACCAACACCGAGAGUUUAUUCCACACACCGCAACUGACGUGAAUGGACUAGGUGACUAGCGUCAUCUGACAAUUGAAAGAUGAAGUAGUUUUCAAUCCUAAUAGCAAUAUUAAUAAUAUUUAAAAACAUUAAAACAUUACUAAAAGAUUUUUAAAUUGAAAACUUAUUCCAUUCACGUCAGUUGCGGUGUGUGGGAUAAACUCUCGGUGUUGGUCAAUUGGAGUAUGGAGUAGGAGGUCUACGUUCUCUCCGAUGAGACUCCAACAAGAGUCGAAAAUCGUCGAUUCAAAGUGCUGGACUGCGCUCCGUAUUCUAGGUGAAAAAUAAGAUUGUUUUGCCUUCGCAUUGCAACUGAAUAAAAAUGGAAUUUUUAUUUUACUUUUAUAUUGGUCGUUACUUCUUUGAGUAACUAGGUCCAUUUUCUGUUGGAAUUUACCAGCUGAACAGACGUGGUCGUGAAUUGUAAGUUUUUGAAUUCCUUCUUGUCUUCUUCGCUUCAGCAUCCAUCUGGCUUGCAAAUUUUAGAAGCCUUGGAGGUGUUACCAAGAAAAUAGACCAAUAAGUUUUCAGUUUAAAAAUCUUUUAGUAAUGUUUUAAUAUUUUUAAAUAAUAUUAAUAUUGCUAUUAGGAUUGAAAACUACUUCAUCUUUCAUAGUUCAAAGUUCUUUAUAAUUCCAUUUUUCCUUUGAGAAAUAGGCAUAUGUGCAAUCUAUUCAUCGCAAGAAGAAAAAAAAAUGUACGCCAUUUUCUUGAAAUAUAUUUUUUUAAUUAAUCUAACGAUACAACAGGCAAUAACUUUGAUUAUGAGUUGAAAAAAGUUUCUAAAUCAAGGGUCCUAAAAUUUCUUAGAUUUCCACAAGUAUGUCAAACAACAAUAACUAACAAAUCAUAAAACUUUAAUUUUAGAAUAUUUAUGGAAUUUCUCGAAUAAAUAUGCAACUUUUGAAUAUAUUACGAAAUAAAGCAAUUAAAAAUUAAUUAUUGAUUAUUUAAGUCGUGGAAAAUUCUUCCGAAUUAAUUUACAAUAAAAAAAUAUUAAAUUACAAAUCCGUUAUUUAUUAUCUAGGUGCAGGUAUUUUUAAAUCGACCAACUGAAUAAUAACUUAAAAGAUUAAAACAUCAUUUUAUGCAAAUUGUGAUAAAGUAUAAAUAUUAUUUUCUCAGAUGCCUACUCUCGAUAAUGUAGGCGUAGCAAAGAAAGCGGUUAUAAAUAUUUUUAAUAACAAACACUAGAACAGUGUAGGCACACUCAAUCUUGAAGAAAAAAGUUUUAAACUUGAUAGAACAAAAAAAUGUAUAUCCAAAAUAUUUAUUUUAAGGUAGAGUUACUGACACCUGAUACCUUAGUAGAGGUAUUCGAUAGGGAGAUGCUCUGUCGCCUAAGUUGUUCAUUAAAUACUGCACUUAUAAAUGCUUUAUGGUUACUUGAAUGGGAAAAUAAAGUAAUAAAAACAAUCAAAAACAAUAUUACGGAGAAGCAAAAACUUGGUUUGUAUAAUGGCAUAUUAUUGCUUUAUUAAAAACUUUAAAAAAUAAUCCAAAUGGAUUAUAAAUUUCCAGAACGUUUUCGAUCUUAUCAGAUCAUCAUCAGCAAAAGAUUCUAUUUUGUAGUUGCUUAUCUUAUGAAGAAUACAAACCGACUGUCGGUCUCUGUCCUUCACAAAUCCAGCGUAUUCAGGUACUAUUUGGUUGCCAACUUAUGAAGUUUUCUAGAUGACGUUGCAGGAUGUAGAGAAUCACCAUACUGGCGUGUGAUAUUGGAGCUAAUAGUAGUCUAGUAGUAGUUGUUACAAUAAAUUAUUUGUUGGACCUUUGUUAUGUAGAGAAUCUAUCUUAUAUACUUUACCUCUAAGGGUUGCUAAAUUGAUAAUUUUUUUAGAUUCUAAUUUUCUCUUUAUAGUCAUCAUUAGGUUUUUCCAAAGAUAUCUCUCAAGCAGGUGGUAAGUUGUUUAUGAUAUGAAGACGGGAUGAUCCUCAUAGCAUAUUAUUUUAAAAUAUAGCUGAAUUUUUAAGUUGAAGCAUUAUCUCUUGGUGGUAAAGACAAAAACCAGCAAACUUUAGACAAAUUUUCAACAUAGUACUUCAACCUUCCUGUUUUACAUAUCGUACAUAUAAACUACAUGUUUUAAACUCAACAAAUUAUAAUAUUUUUAAAAAAUAUUAUCGCUGAUGUCGAUAAAUGACAGAUUUUUGUUCUGUUGACGUUUGAACCACUCAUCUCAGAAUUUCGUUUUGCCGUGUUAAUAUAAAAUGUGUCCAAUGGACACUUUGGCAAUGCCAGUAUUUAGCUUUACACCCUGUAUAUAUAAAGAACCUAGAAUAUAAAAAGAUCACUGUAUUGUUAUAGAUGUUGUCCAUUUUUGUUUAGCAUGGUGGCAUUCUAUGUACAUAUUUCACUGUGUACCAUAAGACUGUUUUUAUUAUUAAUAUUAUUUUCAUUAUGUCUUAUAAUAUAUGCUAGUUCUAGGAUGAGGGAACAGUUUUUGGGUGCCAGCCUCUUCAACAAACCAUCAAAAACUUUGAGAGUUGAUUCCUGAAUUUAAAUAAAACAAUUAUAUAAAAAUAAAUCAAGCUGAAAUCACUAAAAAAAAUUAUUUUAAUUUCUGUAGAAUCUUUUUUGGUUUAAAAAAUGUCGUGUUUGCCUUAUGCUACCUCUUUGAGCUAUAUUUAACGUUUCACUGUAAUUUUUAUUGCCAGCUACAAUAAGGAAUCAUAGAAAAAAGAGACUCUUGGCCAUUUUGAUAGUCAACGUGUCUAGAGGCAAGGUAAACAUUCUAGUAAAUAGGGACAGCAGUGACACAAACAUUUUUGUUCUGUGAUCUUCUUGUCUUUUAUUUCUUGUCUUGUAUGUAAUAAUUAUUCUUCUUGGAGUUUAUCUUCUCCAGAGUUCGUAUAUUUAUAAGUAUGUUUCUUUAUAUUCUUCUCUUUUUAGAUAUGUACAUUUUUUUACUCUAAAAAAAGAGAUCAGUUUUGUUGGAUGCUUUAUUGAGUUAACCUUGCAGCAACCUGGCGAAUUCAUUGUUUCUCAUUACUAAAAAGAUCAUUUUUCUCAUCAUUUCCUUCAAACUACUCAACUCCGUGAAUAUUGAAUGAAAAUAUCAGUAAGUAAGCAAUUAGGUAUCAGUUUUUACUUUAUCGUACUACAUACGCAGUAUGAGUAUAAUAGAUAAAGUUAUAGGAUCGUGCAAAAAAAUUUUUUUCAGAUUUCACUUUUUUUCGACGUUUUGAGUCCCCCUGAGUCUAAAAAGCAAAUAAAAAAAACAUGUCGGAAGUAUGUACGUACGUAUGUACGUACGUAUGUACGUACGUAUGUCGCCACCGCCCAGCAAAAACUACUGGACCGAUUUCGAUGAAAUUCGGUAUGAGUAAGUUUAAGAGAAUUUUGUCGAGAAACUAAGCUUUUGAAAAAAACCUCUCAAAGGGGGGCCGAAAUAGGGGGGUUAUUUAGGGCCCAUUUUUGCAAAUUUUGACCGAAACGAAUGAAAUUUAACUUAAAGUUAGCUCAUCGAUAGAUAAAUAGAAAUACGGAAUUUGACAUUUCCAAAUCCAAAAUGGCGGCCAGCAUGGCCGACCGCCCACCCGACACAUUUCCCUACCAAUCUAAAAAUUUGUUUAAGAUAAAUUUAAUUUGAAAAAACAUGUAUAUAGCCUAAAGAUGGGGCUAUAACAAGAAUAUUAUCGUUUUUCAGAAAAAGUUAUGGGUUGCCUAUAUUUAAGGGGUCAAAAUUUGACAUAAAUUUGAACUAAAUUUUCUCAAAAAUGACUCCAAGGAAUUUGUUUAUUUUUUGAUAUAUUUUUGAUAUCCUAUCGGUAAAUUGAAUAACAUUAGUCAGGUUUCUUAACUCCUCAUAGGAGGGGAGUUAUGAAUUUUUUAUAAAAAAAUAUUCGAGUGCCCGUAACUACCUCUGUAAUAGAAACUAAAAUUUGAAAUUUGGCAGACAUAUAUAGUACUUUAUUAUCUAUUAGCACAAUAAAUUUUACCCACAAUAUGGCUUCCGGUUUAACCGGAAAUGAAAAAUAAAUCUUAAUCUUUUACAUACGCCCUGUAUAUUUUUACAUAUUUUGAAAGAAUGUAAAAUUAUCUUUCCAAUGACAUAAAACUCGUUGCUGUAACUCAAAAACUCGAAAAGUUACAGAAAAUUGAAAUUUUGCUAGAAUCUUGUGUGUGUCCUCUCACGCGAUCAUAGCAGAGCAUUAUUAUAGGGCAGUCAAUUAGGGUAUUUGGCUCCGAAUUCCAUCCUACUACAUCGAUGUACUUGAUAUUUUCACAGUAAGUAGGGAAUAGCUCAAGAAACAAAAUCUACCCUAUAUACUAUGGCGCUUUUAUCUUGGGGCAAUUCCCACCCCUUCAAGGGGGUGGAAAAUUUAUUGGUCAAAAUAAGCAUGGAAGUGGCUAGAGAACCUAUUUUUAAGCAAAAACUGAUCUAUACUUUUUUUUGAGAACUCAAUACUUUUUGAGUUAUGCGCAGUUGAAAAUUGGCCAUUUUCAUUUAAAAAUGACACGUUUUAGGACGGUUUUUUGUGAAUACCUUAAAAACUAUGCAUCAAACUAAAAACACUAUAUAAAUUUUUUUUUAAUUAUAAAUAACAAAGAGAUUCGUUCCUUCGCAAAAUUUUCUAUAUAUAAUACAAAAAGAGAUAUGGUAGGUAAAAAGAGUUUGGUUUUUGGUGCAUGCUCAAAAUGCUCAUGCUUUUGUAGUGUUUGAAAAGGCCUUUAAAACGAGCACUGUUAAAUGUCGGUGACAUUCAAACUAAGCGAGAUAUGGUGCAAAAAAAUAUAUGACUAAUGUACUUUAAGGAAAAAUGAGAAGUACAUACAUUUAACCCCUCAUUCACCAGAAUUUAAAUGCAUUGUUUUUCUUUUGCAAUACCUCUUAAUAUAGUGUUAUUUCUACUUUCAAAAAGUUGGACGGGUGAAAAAAAUAAGAUCAAAUUAUAGGGCGCAUUUUUAAAUUUUCUUAAAAUUCUUCCUUUUGCUCCAUGCAAUUCGCAAAUAAAAAUGUUCUAUCCCCGAGAAGUGGUGAGAACCGCCCCCACGAUAAAAGCGCCAUAGUAUAUAGGAUAGACUUUGAAUUAGGUGAUUGGGCUUUGUGCUACUCCCAAAAUUUCAUUACAAUCCAUGCAGUAAAAUGCAAAUAUUGUAAACUAUUAAUUUCUCAGAAAAAUGGACUAAUUUGAAAUGAAAGUAUGACUAAUAUUCUAUUGAUUUAUGCAAUAAUCUAUAGUGUGUCCCCGAACAUUUUCUCAAAUGCGGGAAUUAAUGAUGCGUAGAACCAUAAAAUAUUUUCAAGUAUACAAGGUGUUUCUAAAAUAUCAAAAUAACGAGUAACUUUGUUAUUUUUAUAGAAUGGCAGUAUCUAGUACGAUAACGAUAAUAGAUCGGUACGAUAAAGUUCUCGGGCGGCCCUUCCGUCCAGCGUUUUUUUUUAAUUUUUUUGGCUUACUUUUUUUUGAAGUCGUCUGUAGUCGGUUGUGAACUGGUUGUACUGGAUCCAGUUGGCUUAUUGUACAUUUUGGCUAUUUAUUCAUGAUACUUAUUUCAGAAUUCUGGAAUAAUGUACCAGCGGAUACAGGUGUAGUCCAUAUGUACCUACCAUAUAUUUUUGCAGUUAAUACUUGGAAGUCUUGGUUAUCAAAAACUGUUUGCCGAAACUAAUGUAGUGUCAAUGUAAUGGUUGGUUCUUUCAGGUUCUCUGGCACAGACUCUGAAGCUUGUCUCCAUGAUACAGACCCAUGGUAUGCAGGUUUUUCUUGAGUAGAGCUAGAGAUAUUGAUUGGAUAUGAUUCGUUUUUGGCUUCUGCAGUACUACAGUCUUAUUAGCACACGUCCUUCCAAUAUAUAAUUUGUCAUGUUUAUAUCCAUCUGUAUAUCAGGUAUAUCUAAUCCUAGCUGAGAAUGGGUUAUAUUACUCUGCCCCUUUCUCACAGGCAAAUGUCUACUUGAAAACGUAUUGUCAGAAGCCAUCAUCCAUAAGGUACAAGUCACUAUGUCAUUCAGGUUUUCUUUUCUAGCCUACAGUAUCUCAUUUUCGUCUCCCCCAUUAUAACGAUAUACAGAGGAAUAAGGUCUGAGGUCCUUCAUAGCUGCUGUUGGUGUGCCCCUCAGAGCCUCUGUAAUUUUAAAGCAAAGUAGUUUUUGCCCCUUGCUUGAUUUGAGGAUGGCACUCUUUUGUUGCAUCUUUGGCCAUCACACCACGGAUACAUGUUAGUUAGAAACCUAAUAUAACAUGUUUGAUUUUGAAUGGUUCUCUAUUUCUUGGUCCUCGUUCUAUUUGCUGAUUCUAAGUAAGAAAACUUCGAAUCUAGUAAUUUACUUUACUCACCAGGUUUCAAAUUAUACCAUUCAAAUUAAGAAGGGCCAUUCUGUAACUGUCAUCAGAAAUUAUUACAUUAUUUUUGUCUGUGUGCCAUUAAAUUUGACAUGGGAUAACAUGACACCAGGAUAUUUGCAUAGAUCAUGACAUUAUGUCGAUUGUUGCUGCGUUUUGCUGCAAAGAAAACUUUGUCCAUUUUUAUUAGGAAUUGCAAUAUAGCAGCUACUAUUGUCUUUAUAGGCAGCUCUAUUGUUGUUUAUGCAGUUGGUAAAGAAGUAAGAAGAGUUUUUUCGAGAUAGUAGACAAGAACUAUCCUUCGUGUCUGCUUUACAUUUUUAUCAAAAUUUCUUACUUUUGUUUUAUUCAUCAGUAAUCUUUUUCUUUAUGAUUGUUAUGCAAUAUAUUUUUGGAAAAAUAUGAGUAGAAGUAUCUGUCUUGAUGUUUUAAAUCGUUUUUUUUUUUUUCGUUUAUGCUCUUGACCAGUUUGCCCAAUCUAUACAUCGCCUCUGAACAAGAAAUGGUAUAGAAGAAAGAACCUGAAUAUUUACUAGAAAAUCAGUUGGUGACCAAAAACUGACGUUUAUCUCUUCUAUGGGCCAAGGAUUUUCUAUUUCUUCUAAUUAUUGAUGCUCCUUUAUGGAAAUUCAACAGCUGAAUCACAUUGACUAAGGAUGUGGUUUCCAAUAAAUGAGACCUAUUGGUCUACCCUUCCUAUUUAACUUCUGAAGAUUAUAAUAUAAAUGUAUAGUGGAACGUUUAAUAAUAGCCCAUAGAUUGCUUCGACACAAAACAACUUAGUACCUAUAUGAUUUGUUGUAUUCAUAGGUCUACUGCAGACAUUAAAUCAUUUUCUGUAACUGUUACUUUGUCACUGUUACUCUUAACAGUAACAUAACGAGUAGAAAAAACCAAAAACUGUUCCCGAAUCCUUCAUUCUAUCCUCUCUAUUCCAGUACAAUCUCCCUUCUUGUAUGUAAAAUUCAGCAAAAUUAUACUUACAGACCUAUUUGAGGGUCACUCAUACGUAUCUAAAAUUCAAAAGGACAGAAUUUUUUAAUAUAGAUGAUAAAAAUGAUGUAAUGUAAAAUGUAAACUCUGAGAUUUUUUAGUUAAUUGAAUGUACAAAAUAUUUGUAACUGGUAAUGUCAUGAAACUAUGUCUGUAUUUAUAAAUCCGUACAGCCAGUUGAAUCCUGUUUAAUUAUAAAAUAUAAAUAUUUAUCACAUACGAUAUAA